This is a messenger RNA of Meira miltonrushii, 2517 nucleotides long. RefSeq lists its product as uncharacterized. The record is from RefSeq and is a predicted model, not a curated record. The transcript is spliced from 3 exons. Bases 1 to 2517 code for a protein of 838 amino acids. Lineage: Eukaryota; Fungi; Basidiomycota; Exobasidiomycetes; Exobasidiales; Brachybasidiaceae.
AUGAAGCCGCCUCCCAAACCAUCACCUCCGGUAUUGGCUCCACCUGUUGCACCGUCAACUUCAUCCAAGAUCAAACAAGUGGGGAUGUACUUUGGUAGACCGUUUGCGCCAAGCUCUUCCUCUUCUGAUUCUGGUGUACAGCCAGAUGCUACAUAUAAAUCACUUUCGGCAUUAUUGGCUUCACCUGCUUCAACCGCAUCUUCUCAUUUAUCUUUGAUUGGGUCCAAUAAUCUAUCUGCAUCCAUAACCCACUAUUUGGCAACGUUGCCUACCGAAGAAGCAAGCAAAUUUGCAAGACAAUUGGUCACAAGUACAGCGUAUUGGAAUGAUGCAGAAGUAGCUAAUAGCGCUGAUUCUGAUCAUAAUAAUGCGGCUGCUUUCGCCAAUGAUACGCUAUCCAAAGCACGAUUGCUCUUUGAAGCUACAGCCCGUGCGGUACUUGGUCGUAUACAAGUCAUCGUGCAUCAAUACAAAGGUAAUCUAGGAUGGGCAGCACAAAGGGCGUUGGUGUCUUGGAUUCGUGCUUUAAGUGAUGCGGUUCACGUUGACCUUGGAUCCAUUCCUCAGAAAUGCAGACCUCUUCCUAUCUCCUCUUUCGCCCUCCAAACAGGGCUGGUUGCUGGCCUUCAAGCAGCUCGAGCUCAAAGACAGCAACACGAUGCCAAGACUGGUGGCCCAAUUUCUUCUACGGGAACAUUGAGCAGUAAUGCACUCAGUACGAGAUAUGCCUUAAGACGAGCUGAAGAGGGAUGGUGUACGACACUUGCGGAAAGUCUGAGGAUGGUGACAGAAGCUGAAGCGGCAAAAGAGAAAGAAGAUUCCGAAGAGGAUGAAUGGGAGCGAGAGUUCAGAAAGAUGUCAUUGCAUGCAGGAAUAGAACAAUCUCGAAAAUUUGAUCCACGUAACGAUCUGCAAACGAUACUGCUUUUUCUGGCAGCGCAAGUAUCCCCUUACGUAUCGGCAAGAAGACUUUCACUUUUGCAUCCGGCUGAUGUCAUCAAGAUCUUGUCGGAUACAAUGCUUAACCUUUUCGAGGGAUGUGGAAUCUUCCAAUCGUUACGAGAGGACAUUUAUCAAGAUGCGCAAGGCUUGUUAGUCUUGUCUGCAUCUUCGGGUACAGCUCUGCGUGCACAGUUGUUGAAUGAUCAUCCUCUCGUCAAGGUCUUUGGGCCAUUAUCUCGUCUGCUCUCUCUGGCUUUCUCAAACAUUACUCGAUCUUUCACUCCUGCACAAGUGCAAGAGGUUCUGCUUGGCCUAAGUCCUGAAUCAUCUCUCGCUCCACUAAGCAGGAUGCAUGCUAUUGCUUUGGCAUGGGAGGCAAGAUGGCUUGGAAGCAGGCUGGCAGGAGCUGAAGAGAAAGAGAUUUCACAAUCUAGUCGACCACAAACGAAAAUGUUGUGGGGAAUAUUCAAGACUUUACUUUUCAGUUAUACAAUGAUCUUUGAUGCCUUGAUGGAAGCAAUAGUUGAUGUCUGUCCAACACCUACGGAAACUAGGCCGAUAUCGAUGGAUGCGGGAGAUAAUACAAAAGUAGGUAGUAAAUGGCUAGCAACGACGGAGUCAAACAUUCCUCCAGUAUAUCUACAAAUCGUACGAACAAUGUUGCUCACAUAUUCAAGUCUCUCGUGGGUAAUUUCAACUUUUGGAACUGGUGGAUUCGAUGCUUAUCGAAGGGUGUUCUAUGAAGCACUUGAAGUUCUCAGUCGUGAUGGUCGUGCAAGCGUAGAGUUGGCUAUCCAACUCAUCCCAUCACCGCUAGACACGAUCCAAACCAAUGCAGCUCGCCGGGCAAGAGCAACAUUCUUCCUCGAUGUGGUUGAACAACUUGUUAUUCAAUUGCCCGAUGAUAUGAUAGAGGAUGUCAUUUUGCCAGCAUGCAGACCAUACUUGGACGAUAGAACAUAUCAAGAAGCUUUCGAAUCUGCUCAUUCAGUCGUCCUAAGUGUUUUCUCCUCCGGAAAAGAAUGUUUGCUCGAACUUACGCCUUAUUAUUCGCAAUUGUUGCUUACAUGCUUCCCGACCAAUCUAUCCGCUGAACAAUUGACUUUGGCUUUUUCCACCGUUGUGGAUGCAGUAUCUGAUCGAAGUGAUACACUUGCUUGGCAUACGUUGGAAUUAUUAUGGAGCGCAAUCGAGCAUGAACGGUUCAUGUAUGCACAUCACCAAAAGAAAUUGACCGUAGGACCGGAAUCACAGCAAGAGGAUGCACUUAGUGCAACUGUUAAUUCUUCGAUCGAAUCAGUCGUCAAACCAAAAGAAUCAGAAGAAGAACAAUUUUCUAAAAGAGAGAAGGAACUAACGGACGUUUAUAUUGCACAGCUUGCAAACGUGAAUCUGGUGUUGUUACGUUCAGUUUUGGAUCGUGUGAAACGCUUGAUCAUGUACCGAACUCGUGCAAGCGAAGAUAGAUUGCAUCUCUGUCAACGUACAUUCGCAAGUUUAGCCGGUUUGGAUGCAAGUACACGCGAAGAAGGCGUACGUUGGUGGCUAGCAGAAAGGGAAAGAUUUGGCGUCUAA